GGUAUGUGAAAUUGUACUAGGUCUACAAAGUAAAAUCAGUAGCUUUGACAGACCUAUGUAGUUCAAAAAAAUAAUUUCAUUUGCAGACUGUAUCAGAAGGUUAAUAAGCAGGAGUUUGGAGAGCAGAGUGGGGAGGGAAUGCUAGCAGCUUUGGAAAGGCAGGUAGAAUCCUACAAUGCAGCAUGUGAUGACAGCUGUGCAAAGCUUGGAAUGUCUUCAGCAGGAACACCACUUGUAGCCAUUUGUUCACCUUUGAUGAAACGAACACACAGUCUUUCCAAUAGUGGAGAGAUGUGUUUUAUGGAUUCUUCUGGUAACAUGGACCGGGAGAACUGCAGGGUGUUUCUCCUUCUCACACACACCUGUGCAGGUGGUCUUCCUCUUGGGAUAGUAAUAGCCCAGUCGGAAGAUGAGAGGACAAUUAGUGAGGGAUUGACGCUAUUUAAGUCCUUAUUGACAAAAGAUGCCUUUGGAGGGAGAGGUGAGGCAGGCCCUUGUGUGUUUCUUACAGAUGACUCAAAGGCAGAAAAGGGAGCUAUAGCCCAGGUCUUUCCUGAAGCCACACAGCUGCUCUGCAUAUUUCAUCUUUUGCAAGCUGUGUGGAGGUGGUUGUGGAACAAAGAACACAAAGUUGAGAUGAAGGAAAGACAGACACUGUUCAGCAUAGUAAAAGACAUGCUUUAUGCCAGGGAGAUGAGUAAAGUUGAAUUACUCUACCAGCAAGCCCUGAACAACCCUUUGACCACCAGAUACAAGAAGUUCCUAACCUACCUACAGAGUCUUUACAGUCGACGUGAGAGUUGGGCUCUCAGCUAUAGAAGGGACUUGCCAACACGUGGCAACCAAACAAAUAACUAUGUGGAAGCUGCUAUGCGUGUCUUGAAAGACAAAAUACUUCAGAGGAACAGCUCACACAUAGACUGACACUACCUUCUUUAGAUAUUUUAACAAAUAUGUCCUGUUUAUCAUCU
This is a messenger RNA of Megalobrama amblycephala (Wuchang bream), 971 nucleotides long. RefSeq lists its product as uncharacterized. Lineage: Eukaryota; Metazoa; Chordata; Actinopteri; Cypriniformes; Xenocyprididae. The record is from RefSeq and is a predicted model, not a curated record. The transcript has 2 exons. Bases 139 to 924 code for a protein of 261 amino acids.